AUGGGCGAGUACGUUCACUCAGAGCGGGUCAUCAAGCGGGAUCCCGAUGGAUUCUUGAAGCACAAUGUCUUCGAUCUUUUCUCCUUGAAAGGCCGAACGAUUGUGAUCACCGGAGGUGCGCGUGGAAUCGGGCUUGCCAUGGCUUAUGCUGUGGCCGAAGCCGGUGGUAACGUCGCCAUCUUAGAUGCUGCGUCGCAACCUCAUGAACAUUUUCACAGGCUAAAGAAAGAACACGAUGUGAAAGUCGAGUUCUAUCGGAGCGACGUAACCAAUUUCCAGGUCCUCGAAGAAUCCUACAAAGAGGUUGUGCGAGAUUUUGGUAGAAUCGAUGGACUGAUUACUGCUGCAGGCAUCUGUCCCGAUGAGCCUUUCACUAAGCGGAAUCCCGAAUCUGUCGCUCGAUGCAUGAAUAUCAACGUUCUUGGUACGUAUUAUGCCGCGCAACUCGCCGUUGCACAGAUGGAGCGACAAGAUCCCACCGAGUUCAACGUUCGAGGAGGUUCGAUCGUCUUUAUCGCUUCGGUUGCCGCAUAUGUUGCGAGCAAGGGUCAAACAACAAGUGAUUACUGUGCUUCCAAGGGCGCCGUCGUCUCGCUUGCUAAAGCCUUGGGUGUCGAACUGGCAAUGAAAGGGAUCCGUGUUAACAGCAUCUCCCCUGGAUACAUGGUGACUGACAUGACUUUGGAGCUGGUGGACAAAUACCCUCAUCUCGCCGAUAUCAUGGUCAAUGAGCCUCCCAUGAGACGAAUGGGCGACAGGACAGAUCUGAAAGGCUUGGUGGUGUACCUAUUGUCCAAUGCAAGUGCGUAUCAGACCUCGGAGGAUAUAUUGGUCACUGGUGGUAUCCAUGCUGGAAGACUUCUAUAA
Molecule: messenger RNA, 867 nt
Organism: Rhinocladiella mackenziei CBS 650.93
Lineage: Eukaryota; Fungi; Ascomycota; Eurotiomycetes; Chaetothyriales; Herpotrichiellaceae
Exons: 4
Coding region: 1-867 (288 amino acids)
Cellular component (GO): intracellular anatomical structure
Molecular function (GO): oxidoreductase activity, acting on NAD(P)H, oxygen as acceptor
Source: RefSeq, a predicted model, not a curated record